This is a messenger RNA of Tachyglossus aculeatus (Australian echidna), 4308 nucleotides long. RefSeq names its product BRCA1 DNA repair associated (gene BRCA1). The transcript is spliced from 18 exons. Gene Ontology annotation, biological process: dosage compensation by inactivation of X chromosome; double-strand break repair via homologous recombination; negative regulation of fatty acid biosynthetic process. Gene Ontology annotation, molecular function: metal ion binding; ubiquitin-protein transferase activity. Gene Ontology annotation, cellular component: BRCA1-BARD1 complex; plasma membrane; BRCA1-A complex. Lineage: Eukaryota; Metazoa; Chordata; Mammalia; Monotremata; Tachyglossidae. The record is from RefSeq and is a predicted model, not a curated record. Bases 9 to 4121 code for a protein of 1370 amino acids.
GGGAAGAGAUGGACUUCCCUGCAGUUGGAGUCCAGGAGGUUCAAGGCGUGUUGGCCGACAUGCAGAAGAAUUUGGAGUGUCCAAUCUGCCUGGAAUUGAUCAGAGAGCCGGUGUCCACCAAGUGCGACCACAUCUUCUGCAAGUUUUGCAUCUUGAAGCUUCUCCGCAAGAAGAAAGGCCCUUCCCAGUGCCCUUUAUGCAAAAAUGACGUAACCAGGAGGAGUCUCCAGGAGAGCCCCAGGUUCCAACAACUGGUGGAAGGCCUGCGGCACACCAUCCGUGCCUUUGAACGCGACACGGGCAUCCAGUUUUCUAGCAGCCAGGAGUCGAGCGGUAGUCCCCCUCCUAAGCACGCAAAGGAAGACCUGCCCACCGUUCGGACUUCGGGUUACGGGAGCAGAGCCCAGAAGGACCAAGCCAACAGCCAAGGAGGUCCAGCUACGGAAGCCAGCUUACGGGCUCCCCGGAGUUCAGAGAGGAGGAAGCACCCUCGGCCUGCCCAGGACCCUGCCCGGGACCAGAACGAUGUCUGCAUCGAGCAUGCUGACGCAGAGCAGCCCGAGGGGCUCGUGGCGGGGAUCGAUGCCCAGCCGUCUGGCCACGAGGGUUCAAACUCCACAGAAGAGCAAGGGGCCGAGGGGCGUCUGGCUAAGAUCCCGGAGAGUCCCGUUCCAAAUGGGUCCAGGCGCCGGGCCACUCGGGCCAGCUCUGUCCUGCCUGGGGACCCCGGCCCUCUACCCAACACUGUCUGCCAGACCGGGGCCGAGGUUUGCCCGGUUGCUGGGCGUGGGCAGAGUCGCCGAAGCAAAGAGGACAGAGGCAGAAGGAGGCAGAGAGGUAGACUGGACCCGGACCUGGGGGAGGAGGCGGAGGUGGAGGCUGGCCUCCCGGGGAGUUCCGGCCAUCAGGCCGACAUCCCUGCAUCUGGGAAGAAGCUGAAACAGAGCGUCCGAAAGGUGAGCGAGUGGCUUUGCGGGGCCGUGGAGCCAGCGGAGCCGGAAGCCGAGUCCCCGUGGCUGAGCGAUAAAGAGUCCGACGCUUCCGAGGAACCCGACGUGAAGGCGGUAGCCCUGGGUUCCAGACCCCCGGAGAGCAGGAUCGAGGACCAAGUGUUUGGGAAAACCUAUCGGAGAAGGGCACCCCUGAGAGAGGCUGCCGCCUCCGGCUUUCCUCAGGCCCGGCCCCACCGGAGGGCCGCGUUCUUGGGCCUGCAACCCAGGGAUUUUAUGAAGACGAGAGCUGCCUCUGCCAGCUGCCGGCAGGACAAAUGCCCCGUUACUGGGAGGGCCCAGGACCGGCCUGCCAUCGGAGGUACGGAAGACUCCCAGGAGGAGGCAGAAGCCAGAAGUCACGGGGCCGAAGCUAAGCAUGAGACCAGCCCCCCGGGCCGAGGGACGACCCCGGGGAGCAAAAGCAAGGCCCGGCAGUCCCACAGGGGCAAGCCGAGCCGUGGGGCCCCCGCCAAGGCCGCUCGGGCCCUGGAGCUGGGUGUGGCCAGCACUCCCAGCCCCCCUGAAUGGCCCGAGCUCCAGAUUGGUAGUUUCCCCAGCAGCGAGGAGCGACUGGGAUUCCGGAGGGGCCAGGAGCGGCUCCCAAGCGAGGAAGUGACCAGUGGUACUCAGCCACAGGGGACCAUAGGGAGAGCCCGCCUGGCCUCCCCGGGAGGAGACGGGUCAGCUGGGGAUGGUACCGACACGGGCCUCGCCACCCCCAAGGAGUUUGCUGGCCCCACCCUCCACAACCAAGCCCCGGAGCAGGGGUUGGCCGCCACCCCUAGAGGUAAAGAGAACUCCCAGGGUGGGGUGCCAUCGGGAGAGACCCCAAGCGACUCAGUGGUCCCCGACACAGACUGUGAGACACAGGAGAGCAGGACGCUGCAGCCCGCCUCUGGGACGGGGCCGCACCCACUCAGGAGUACCCAGGCCUCAGCCUCGUCCAGCCUCUUGACCAGUCCUACCCCCGAAGGUGCCAGACCCGGUCCGGCCAGCCCACUCCCAGCCAGCAGAACCUUGGGGGCCAGAACCAGCAUGGAGGACAGUGAACUGGACUCUCAGUACCUGCAGAAUCUACUCCGGCCUGCCACCCGCCGCUCUUUUGCUCUGCAUUCCAGCCCAGGGAAGGGGCGGCCCACCGCCUCAUCAGCUACUGGAGCUCCUGGGAGACUCCAGCCUCCUGCAAGUGCCACCAAGAAGUUGGUGGGUGAAGAGGAAAUGGCCAGUGGCUGGAACACCAGGCCCAGGCCCACCAGACUGAGUCCCCAAGGGGUAGGCAGCCCUCCAGGGAUAGAUGGGGACCAGGUCCCUGGGGAGUCCACACCCACACCCCAGGAGCCAGUCCACUCUGCGGAGAGCCAGGACAUCCCUGGGAGGGACACCCCGGGCAGGGGAUCUCCCUUGGUCAGCCCCUGGUCCAGCCCUCAGCCGGCCGAAGGGGCUCGGGCCUCUCAGGCUGGGUCCGAGACCCCCAACGACUGGCUGGGAGGGGACAUGCAGGUGAGGGAACAGGCUGACCUUUUGGAAAAUGAUGCCAAAGAGAUAUCGGCAGUCUUUGGGCGGGCCAGCGGGACCCCUGUUCCUGGGCGGGGCCGGCGGAGACAAGCCCUGAAGCUUGCGUCUUCCGAAGAGGACUUAUCCAGUGAGGACGACGAGCUGCCGUGCUUCCAGGAGCUGCUCCGUGGGCAGGCGGUCAGCACUCCGGCCCGGCCCGCGGAGACUCCGGCCCCAAGGAACGGCAGCAGCCACAGGGACGUCCACCCGGCCACAUUACCCAGUGGGGCCUCCCCGGGGCCAGAGCUCAGCCAGGAGUCGGAAGGCUCGGAGAGCCUGUUUUCCUCUGGCUCGUUGAACUGUGAGGAUUCAGCACCCAGAGCCGGGGGCCUGGGAAGCCAGCAAAGCUCCCGGGCUGCCCGGGCCGGGCCCGUGGAUGACCGGGCCGAGGGGGAAGUGGACGCCGGCCCUGGAGGACGAAGCCAUGGUGAUCAGGAAGCAGGCCCAAAUUCAGGUGAAGCUUCUGAGUCGGCAAGCGAGGCCAGCCAACCUGAAGACUCCUCGGCGCUGUCUACACAGUGCGACAUCCUAACCACUCAGCAGAAAAACGCCAUGCAAGACAACCUGAAAAAGCUGCAGCAGGAAAUGGCCGCUCUGGAGGCCGUGCUGGAGGGGCACGAGAGCCCAGCCGCCUCCACCUCUGCCUUCUCGUGGCCAGAUUCCAGUCCGCAGCAGCACCGACCCGGAGGAGAAAGGACCCUGGUACCCGGACGGAAGCCGACCCAACCCUCCACUGACUCGGAACCCGACCCCAGAGGAAACGGAGGUCCCAACCCUCCGGCCUCGACUUCGUCCCGCCGCAGCCCACCGAGGGUCCCCAGGAGCCAGCCAGCCACGGUUUACUCCGGGCCAGGGGACGGCGUGACCCAAGAGCGGCCUGGAGUUUCGGAGAGGAGCCAGGGAGCGCCCAGACCCAGUGGCGGGAGAAUGUCCAUUGUGGCAUCAGGGCUGACACAACCGGAGCUGGUGCUGGUGCAGAAGUUUGCCAGAAAAACCCAGAGCGUUCUGUCCAGUCAGUUCACUGCAGGGACAACACAUGUUGUCAUGAAAACAGAUGCUGAGUUUGUGUGCGAGCGGACACUGAAGUACUUUCUGGGCGUGGCCGGAGGACGCUGGGUGGUCAGCCAUCUGUGGGUCACCCACUCUUUUCAAGAAGGCAAGGUGCUGGCUGAGCGGGACUUUGAGGUGAGAGGGGACGUCGUGAACGGGAGGAGCCACGGAGGCCCGCGGCGGGCGAGGGUGGCGCAGGACCGAGAGCUCUUUGCAGGCCUGGCCAUCUGCUGCUACGGGCCCUUCACCGACAUGCAUUCGGAUCACCUGGAAUGGAUGGUGGAGCUAGGAGGAGCGUUGCUGGUGAAGAAGCCAUCUUUGUUCCCAGCCAGAGCAGGGGUCACCCGGGUUCUGGUUGUGGAGCCCGAAGCCUGGGACGAGGAUGGCAGUUUCCAAGGUAUCAAGUGGGCAUGCCUGGCGACGGUGGUGACCCGGGAGUGGGUGCUGGACAGCGUGGCCCGCUAUGAGCGCCAGGAGUUUGAUCCCUAUCUUGUGGCCCACCUCCUGACCCCAUCCCCACCGUGAUCCAUGUGCCCUGGGCCGUGGAGGGGGCGGAUUCAAGAAGCUGGAUCCAUCCCUCACCCUGCUCCUCCCCUCGGCCCCAGCCCCGGCCCCGCUCCCCAAAGGGAGCCAGGUGAGACCUGUCUGCUGAUGCCAAAGCCAGCCCAACCCCACAGGACAGGGAAGGGCGGGCGAUGGGGAUGGAGGCACA